AUGACUGGCAGGCAAUUUCAAUGUGGUGAUACAACUUGUGUACCGUUCGCCACUAUGCAUGAAACAGAUAUAUACAAUUGUCAAAUAGCUUGCUUAACUCAAAUUCAUUGUCAGGCGGCCAGUUUUCAACAAUCAACUUUAACUUGUGAACUAUUUGCUUCUUUAGCGAACUAUAACAGUUAUUUAUCGGCUCAUGCAGACAUUGUUACUAUGAUCGUCGAUUCGGGAACAAGAAUACCAUCUGAACCAACCACUACAUCAACUACAACUACCACUACUACAACUACUAAAACAACAAGAAGUACCACUACGAAAACUACCACAAGCACAACAACUACUAGUACUACUACUACGACUACGACUACAAGAACAACAACAAGUACUACCACUACAACUACGACUACUAAAACAACAACAAGUACUACCACAACUACAAAAACAACAACUAGUACUACCACUACUACUACCACAAGCACAACAACAACUAGUAGUACCACUACUACUACAACUACUAAAACAACAACAAGUACUACAACGACUACUACUACAAGCACAACAGCAACUAGUACUACUACUACCACCACUACAACAACAAAACCGAUCGCAUCAUCGCAUUCGACAUCAACAACGUCACCACCACCAACAACAACAUCGACAACUGCAUCAACAACGUCACCAACAACAACAUCAACAACUACAUCAACAACAACAUCGACAACUACAUCAACAACAACAUCAACAACUACAUCAACAACAACAUCGACAACUACAUCAACAACAACAUCGACAACUACAUCAACAACAACAUCGACAACUACAUCAACAACAACAUCGACAACGGCAUCAACAACCACUACUCCAUGUACCAAUAGAUUUCCGACACAAGUGACAUAUUCAACUGGUCCUAGCUCUGGACCGUAUCCUGUUACAGUAGGUGAUGUCAAUGGAGACGGCAAGGCCGACAUUAUUGUCACAAAUUACAAAACAGGCACAGUCGGCGUGUUUCUCAACGCAGGUAAUGGCACGUUUGUUGCACAAGUGAUCUAUCCGAUUGGUACUACCGAUGACCCGUGGUCAAUGGCACUCGCCGAUAUCAAUGGGGACAGUAAACUCGACAUUAUCGUUGGAAACACCGCUUCGAACAAUAUCGGUGUUCUCCUUAACACAGGUAAUGGUACGUUUGCUGCUAAAGUCACCUAUUCAAUCGGCACAGGUUUUCAUCCGUAUUCAGUGGCCGUCGUUGACGUCAAUAGCGACAAUAAACCCGAUAUUAUUGCUGCAAACUACGAUGCAAACAAUACCAUUGUUCUUCUUAAUACAGGUAAUGGCACGUUUGGUGCAAAAGUAACAUAUUCAGUUGGUGGCCAUCCAUAUUCAGUAGCCGUCGUUGAUGUCAAUGCAGAUGGCAAACCCGAUAUUAUUGUCGCAAACUCCGCUUCAAACAACGUCGGUGUCCUCUUCAACAAAGGCAAUGGUACGUUUGGUGCACAAGUAACCUAUUCAACCGGCAUUGGUUCUGGACCGAACGCUGUGGCCGUCGUUGAUGUCAAUGGAGACAGCAAACCCGAUAUUAUUGUCGCAAACUACAUAACAUUCAAUGUCGGUGUUCUCUUAAACACAGGCAAUGGUACGUUCGUUGCUCAACUCACCUAUUCAACUGGCGCUGGCUCUAAACCGUAUUAUGUAGCCACAGGUGAUAUUAAUGGUGACAGCUAUGUGGACAUUGUUGUUGCAAACUACGCGGCAGAUAACGUCGGUGUUUUCCUCAACAUGGGUAAUGGUACGUUUGCUGCCCAAGUGUCUUAUUCAACUGGCGCUAGUUCGGAACCCUACUCUGUGAGUGUAGAUGACGUCAAUGCGGAUGGCAAACUCGACAUCAUUGUCGGAAACUAUUAUGCAGACAAUAUCGGUGUUUUCUUAUCGAAUUGUGGCUGA
Messenger RNA from Adineta steineri, 1935 nucleotides. The record is from the annotation of a GenBank genome assembly. Lineage: Eukaryota; Metazoa; Rotifera; Eurotatoria; Adinetida; Adinetidae.